This is a messenger RNA of Diversispora eburnea, 162 nucleotides long. The record is from the annotation of a GenBank genome assembly. Lineage: Eukaryota; Fungi; Glomeromycota; Glomeromycetes; Diversisporales; Diversisporaceae.
AUGCCAAAGAGCUAUGUUAAGCAUACAACUCAACAUAUAACGGCAAUUCGACUAUCAAACACUGGGCCGGAGGCAAAAAUAUGGCAAAAAUAUGACAAAAACUGCGAAGUUACAAAAGUUGCAUGUCAAAAGAAUUUUCAAAUUACCGAAGACCGCUUGUGA